This is a messenger RNA of Gossypium raimondii (Peruvian cotton), 2097 nucleotides long. Its product is annotated as 65-kDa microtubule-associated protein 1. Gene Ontology annotation, cellular component: cytoplasm; spindle. Gene Ontology annotation, biological process: microtubule cytoskeleton organization; cytokinesis by cell plate formation. NCBI's taxonomy places the organism in Eukaryota, Viridiplantae, Streptophyta, Magnoliopsida, Malvales, Malvaceae. The transcript is spliced from 11 exons. The coding region runs from base 193 to 1938 and encodes 581 amino acids. The record is from RefSeq and is a predicted model, not a curated record. Gene Ontology annotation, molecular function: microtubule binding.
UUUUAGGCUUCUGGUCUCUCUGUAUCUCUGUGCUUCUCUCACUCCCACAAACUUUGUUCAGUCUCCGUAAAGAUCAAAGCUUUGGAUCUGAAAAAAGUUAAAAACCCAGAAAUCUCUUCUUAAAACAAGAUCUGGGUGUUUUAUGUCAUUCAGUCUGGUAAAGUGCUGUUUCUAGCUAUUCAAUAAGGCAAAAUGGCGGAUGCUGAAAACUCUCUUCUAGGAGAAACCACUUGUGGUUCUUUAUUGCAGAAACUGCAGGAAAUUUGGGAUGAAGUGGGUGAAAGUGAUGAAGAGAGAGACAAGAUGCUUCUUCAGAUAGAACAAGAGUGCUUGGAUGUGUACAAGAGGAAGGUUGAGCAAGCUGCAAAUUCGAGAGCACAACUUCUUCAGGUCUUAUCCGAUGCCAAACUCGAGCUUUCAACACUUGUAUCAGCUCUUGGAGACAAAAGUUCUGUUGGCAUUCCAGAGAAGGGAUCCGAAACAAUCAAGGAACAACUUGCUGCUAUAGCACCAGCACUUGAACAGCUAUGGAAACAAAAGGAGGAGAGAGUUAAGGAGUUUUCCGAUGUACGGUCUCAGAUUCAGAAGAUAUGUGGGGAAAUUGCUGGAAAUGCCAGUGAACAGACAGGUGCUCUUGCGGUGGAUGAUUCCGAUUUGUCCUUGAAGAAGUUGGAUGAGUAUCAAGUAAAACUGAAAGAACUUCAAAAAGAGAAGAGUGAUAGACUUAGUAAAGUCCUUGAAUAUGUCAGCACUGUACAUGAUCUCUGUGCUGUCCUCGGAAUGGAUUUCUUUAGUACUAUAACUGAAGUUCAUCCAAGCUUAGGUGACUCUACUGGUGUGCAGUCAAAAAGCAUUAGCAAUGAUACACUAUCGAGGUUGGCCAAGACGGUUUCAGCUCUAAAUGAAGAUAAGAAGCAGAGGCUUCAUAAGCUUCAAGAGUUAGCUACUCAGCUCAUUGAUCUUUGGAAUCUGAUGGACACCCCCGAAGAAGGAAGAAGAUUAUUCAAUCAUGUUACCUGCAACACUUCUGCAUUGGUUGAUAAAGUGACUGGUCCUGGUGCUCUUGCUCUAGAUCUGAUUGAGCAGGCGGAGGUGGAAGUUGAUAGGCUCGAUAAGCUAAAGUCAAGCAGAAUGAAGGAGAUAGCUUUGAAAAGACAAGUGGAGCUUGAGAAGAUAUUUGCCUCGGUUCAUAUAGAGAUAGAUCCGGAAGCUGCUAGGGAGAAAAUUAUGGCUCUGAUUGAUUCUGGUAAUGUUGAGCCUACUGAAUUACUAGCUGACAUGGAUAAUCAGAUAAUGAAAGCAAAAGAAGAAGCCCUUAGUCGAAAAGAAAUAUUGGACCGGGUUGAAAAGUGGAUGUCAGCUUGUGAAGAAGAAAGUUGGCUUGAAGACUACAAUCGGGAUGAGAAUCGGUACAAUGCAAGUAGGGGUGCACACUUAAAUCUCAAGCGUGCUGAGAAAGCUCGGAUUCUGGUCAACAAAAUUCCUGGUAUGGUUGACACUUUGGUUGCCAAAACUCGAGCUUGGGAAGAAGAUCGUGGCAUAUCGUUUAUGUAUGAUGGUGUUCCCCUUCUUGCCAUGCUAGAUGAAUACGCAAUGUUGAGGCAAGAACGAGAAGAAGAAAAGAGGAGGCUUAGGGGUCAGAAAAAGGUCGGUGAGCAGCAAAACAUGGAGCAAGAAACCGCCUUUGGUUCAAGGCUAAGCCCUGCUCGGUCAUCUGGUCCAAAGAAGGUGGUGGGGCCUCGAGCAAAUGGAGGAGCCAACGGAACCCCGAGCAGGAGGUUGUCUCUAAACGCUAAUCAAAAUAGCAGCAGAUCUGCGGGAAAAGACGGGAAGAGAGACAGUAUGAAGUUGGCGGCUCCAGCCAACAUCGUUACGGUUUCAAAAGACGACGCUGCCUCCCACGUUUCGAGAACAGAUUCAGUUCCGGCAUCACCAUGAGAGAUUUAACAUCCCCUUUUGUCUUGUUAUUACCAGAUUGUUUAUUUAGUGUAUUGGUUUGAAUCCAAGAGCUGUUGUUUGUAAGGGAUAUAGUUAGUGACUGGAUGGUAUACUAUAUACUGUUAUAUUAGCUUAAUAAUGUGAUAUAAAUAUUUAGCA